This is a messenger RNA of Dalotia coriaria, 1864 nucleotides long. RefSeq lists its product as uncharacterized. Lineage: Eukaryota; Metazoa; Arthropoda; Insecta; Coleoptera; Staphylinidae. Gene Ontology annotation, molecular function: endonuclease activity. The record is from RefSeq and is a predicted model, not a curated record. The transcript is spliced from 5 exons. Gene Ontology annotation, cellular component: preribosome, large subunit precursor; Las1 complex. Gene Ontology annotation, biological process: maturation of LSU-rRNA; maturation of 5.8S rRNA. The coding region runs from base 79 to 1548 and encodes 489 amino acids.
UUAAAGUUUCUGAAAUAAACACUACACGUGCGAUCUUCAAAAUUGUUUAAAAACUUAAUAUAAUUAAUUAAUGUGACUAUGUCAAGCACCCAGAAAUACAAAGGGUACUCAAUUGUACCAUGGUACAACACUGCGGAAUGGCAAAACGUAUAUCAAUUAAUUUUCUCCAAAAACUCAACGAAAGACGAUCAGAAACGCGGAUUAGACACGAUAACUACAUGGCAAAUGCGUACGACUCACCUUCCAAGCGGAGUAGAAGGCACAUUAUGCAUUCUCGAAGCAAUUUUGAUUGAAAAAGAGAAUUUAACCGAGAGACAGUAUCAAAUACUUUGUGCAUCAAGUAUAAUGCGUUUUCUUAACAUUUGCGUAGCUCAUCGCGCGCAAGUUAACAGUUUCACUCGUACUGCGCGAGAUAAUUGUAUUCCUGAUUGGAUUAUCAGCAUUAGACAUGAUUUCGCACACAGUCAAAAGUUACCAAGCAUUUCACUUCUAAACUUGGCACUGAAAGAGAGUUUCAAAUGGUUGGAGACAACCUACUGGCAUCCUGAACUUGCCACUAUGUCUGAUAACAUCAUCAGUGGUGUUAAUACUGUGGAAGCAAAAAUGGGUUCAUGUUCAUUAGAUGUCCAUCAGUUGAUGGGUUUAUAUUGCAAUGUAUUUGAGUAUGAUGCAAAGAAUUUGUGCUAUGAUGAGUUUAUACAGAAUAAACUGGAACUAGUUGAUGCUGAGGGUCAACUUGAUGAGUAUCCCAAGGCGAUUAUUUAUUUAUUAGAGUCACAGUUGACUUAUCUCUGUGAUUAUGAGUGGGAUAAAUGUAUUGAUGAGAUAAUUCAUAGUCAUUUUUAUACUGUUCAUCCAAACACACUCAUUGAUAAAAAGAAUAAUGCAACUGCGACUUAUUACAACCUUGCUAACUUGAUAACUUUAAUUGAAAAGCACAAUAAACUCCCGCAUUUAUUAAAAGAGUUGUUUUAUUUGUGUGGGGAUGAAAAAGAAACAACUGAUGUACGCGUUGGUGUUGCCCUGUGGCUUGACGAGAUUUUUAAAGGAAUGCUUAAGUCUAACAAGAAGAAAACUACUUCUGAUGUUGAUAUUCAAUCAAGUAGCAGUACCAGUGGUAUUCCGUUUAAACAUUUGCAUAAACAAACGGUGAAGGCGAUCAAAAAGUUGAAACAAUUGCUGUUUGUUACUGUUCCUGAACAGUUUAGGAAAUAUUUCAUUAAUAAUUUUCUUAUUUUAAUGGACAUAGAUGAUGUGUCCAGCUUUGUUAAAGAGUUAAAUAGACGUGCGGUGACUUAUCCAGGUGAUGAAAUGGAAGAUUCUUUGAAAAUUCAACAAGAACACAUGGAUUACGAAACAAAAGUUCAGACAUUUUUGGAUUCCAUGUAUGAAGAACUUAAUGGCUCCGAUUAUAUGGACACUUCUGAACAAUCAGUCGUUAAUACACCAGUGGAAGAUACCAGUAAUAAACGUUGGAAGAUAGUUUCCGAUACGAGCAUGUUUGAAUCAUGUGCACUUGGAGUCAUUCCCCCACAAUGGACAGCCUAAACCCAUUUCAUCGUUUAAUUUAAAAAAACACUUACAUUUGCAUACAAUGUGCAUUCCGAUUAUUGAUAUAACAUUCACAUGUACAUGCUACGAAUGUGCAAGGACUAGGAGCGUGCCGACUAAAGUUGAAAAACAUCGUCAAGAGCACUUAAAUUAUCACCGUACCAGUUUAAUAUUAACAAUAAUUCGUCGCAAAUGUUACUAUUUCUAUGCUUAUUAAGAGCAUAUAAUAAAUGUCGAUGGCUCAUGACUAUCCAUGAGUUAUUUCACUCUCUUUUUUCUGACAAUCACACACAAUAAAGGUAACUAAAUUACA